Messenger RNA from Pseudopipra pipra, 978 nucleotides. RefSeq names its product TNF receptor superfamily member 13B (gene TNFRSF13B). Gene Ontology annotation, cellular component: plasma membrane. Lineage: Eukaryota; Metazoa; Chordata; Aves; Passeriformes; Pipridae. The record is from RefSeq and is a predicted model, not a curated record. The transcript has 4 exons. The coding region runs from base 121 to 861 and encodes 246 amino acids. Gene Ontology annotation, biological process: B cell homeostasis; hematopoietic progenitor cell differentiation; negative regulation of B cell proliferation.
ACUUGGGUCGCGUUUCUGGUCCCCCUGUGAGCGAUCCCAGCCCUAGAAAGGGAUGAGGUGGCUGCAGAGCAGCCCCGUGGUGGCCACCCCGUACCUACCUGUGCCUCUCGUUCCGCAGCCAUGGAUGGGACACGUGUGGGGCGGGAUGCCAUGAACAACUGCACCAACCAGGAGUACUGGGACACCCUCGUUUCCCAGUGCAUCCCCUGCAGCCUCGUGUGUGGCCGGCCCACAGCCAGGAGGUGUGAUGCCGUGUGCGAGUCCAUGGACUGCAACAAGACCCCUGGAUUCUACUACGAUGACCUCGUGAGAAGCUGCAUCGAGUGCAGCACCAUCUGUGGGCAGCACCCCAAGGAAUGUGCCCCGUCCUGCGAACCCUCUCCUCCGUCGCCCGAGGCCGUGCUGGAGCAGAAGGCGUGUGCGGAGCAGGAGCCGUGGCUCGUGGUGUAUCUGCUGCUGGGGCUCUGCCUCUGCGCCCUCAUCUGCUCCCUGCUCCUGGGCUGGACACACCUACGCAGGAAGGGAGAGGUGGGCUCCUGCCAAGCCGGCGCUGGGACCUGCCACUGCAGGGAGGACUCUGCCAAAGAUCGGCUGGUGGAAGCGGGCAGCGUCGGUGAGGGAUUCACUGGCAGCAGAGCCCCAGAGCCAGUGGAAACCUGUGGCUUCUGCUUCCCUGGACACGGCUCUGCUGUACAAGAGACCAAAUCAUGCCACAGCACCUUGUGUCACGCUGGGGAAAGAGCUGCUCCCUCCUACACCGGGAUCUGCAGCACGGGAAGCGCUGGGGCCACUCCCAGCCCUGACGAUGGCCACUUCAAGUUUUUUUGUUCUCCUUCCCAAGAGAAGACACCCAUGGUGUGACCACAGUGGCUGUUCCUGCACAGGAUCAGAAUGGAGGGAUGCUCCCUCUGCCCCCAAAUCACAGUUGCUUCACCCUCUUCUGCCAGUGACUGGAACAGCUUCUACCCGGACUGGCUG